Messenger RNA from Hypanus sabinus (Atlantic stingray), 1246 nucleotides. Its product is annotated as eotaxin-like. The transcript has 3 exons. Gene Ontology annotation, biological process: immune response. The record is from RefSeq and is a predicted model, not a curated record. The coding region runs from base 79 to 381 and encodes 100 amino acids. NCBI's taxonomy places the organism in Eukaryota, Metazoa, Chordata, Chondrichthyes, Myliobatiformes, Dasyatidae. Gene Ontology annotation, molecular function: chemokine activity. Gene Ontology annotation, cellular component: extracellular region.
CAGAGGAUAUAUAUGAGCUACAGUUGAAACGUUUUAAUAGCACCAGCACCACCAGUGAGGAAAACUUUUUUCAACAAAAUGAAGCAGUUUCUUGUAGUGUUGAUUGGUCUCAGCAUACUCAACAUUGCUUUGUCAGGAGCUCCUACUCGUGUACUGACCAGCUGUUGCAAGAGGUAUUCAAAGAAAGUCCCCUCCAUCGACAAAAUCCAAAGAUUUGAAAUCCAGAGCAAUGGAGGCCGUUGCAAGAUUAAUGCUGUAAUAUUCACAGUUGGGUCCAGGCGUAUCUGUGCAGAUCCAAAAAGGAAAAAGGUCAUUAAUACUUUGAAACAACUCCCAGAAAAGGAACAGAAGAUGAAAAUGAUGUUGAUUGUCUGGGAUUAAACAAAUGAAGGAAGUUUUCAAAGACUUGAUAUAAUGCUUUCUUGUAUUUUACACAUUUCCUUGGAAAGUUUGCACAUGGAAGCAACAUCUGUAUUUAUAUCAUUAAAUUGUAAAUCAGAUUCAUCUUUUGAUCCUCUCUGAUAUUUGAACUGUUUCUGUACAUCUCCACUACCACAACCACCUUUCAUGUGCCAUUAGAGUUAGGUAUGAAUAUUGCAUAAUAAAUAAAAUCUGACUGUCCUCCAUGCUUGUAUCAAUGCUGUGCAAUAGUAGUUAAUCAAGUGUAAAAUUAGUACUGAUGAAGAGACAGAUCAUUCACAUACCCCACUGAAAUUUACCUGAAGAGUAAGAUCUCGAUCUGAAAAACAAAAGCUUGAACCUCAGUGCUACCUGUGUGGACCUCUACAAGUAUAUGUGUUCUCAUCUCCAAAGAGGUUUACAAAUUGCUACAUUAUAAGCACAUACUCACAUAUAUUGUAAGUAAUGCUUUAGCAUAAAGGGACUAUGUUCAUCAAGGCAAUGAUAUUUUGUAAUUUCUCCAUUUAAAAUGGCUUCACAGUCAGGUCAUUCAUGAAAAGUCAUUCAUGUUAAGUGUUUCUCCUAAGAAGGUUGAAUGAAGGAUGGGCCCCCUUAAACUGACUGGAUCAAGCAGAAUUUAUUUAAUUUCAAGAUUGUAUAAUUGCCCACAGAAUUUGCAGAGAGAAAAUAUACUGAAAUUUCAAGCUUCUGUUUAAUGCCACUUUUUAGCACUUUAUAACAUCCCACAAAGGGAGUCCUUCUGCUUAAGUCAAAAAUAUAGUUAUGUAUUUUAAUUAUAACUUUUUGGCAUCUAUUUUCUGUUUCAAUAAAUUGUGGAUUUAUCAUU